AUGAUGUUCAGAAGCAUCAACUUUACCGCGUCGGUUGGACGGCAACGGGAGCCUUUUCUCGCGCUCAAAGAGAGGAGGAAACGAGAACAACGAAGAGUCUCCUCCUUGAAAGCAGUUUCAGCCGCGCAGAUAACAUUCGUCGACCCGGACGGGAAGGAAAUCUCAACCUCAUCCUCGAGUGGAAUCUUGAGAAAUCUCGCGCUGGAAAACAACGUUGAAAUCUACGAAGGAUUCAACAAACUCCUCAACUGCGGCGGAAACGGCCAAUGCGGGACGUGUGGGAUGAUUAUCACCACCGAUGGAAAAGAUGUGUUGAGCGCACCGACCGAGGUGGAGAGAAAGAAACUCGGGGAAGCAAAGUUGAAUAAAGGGUAUCGAUUGAGCUGCCAAACGGAGAUUCUGAGCGAGAGCGAAGCGGAGAAUGCGAUCAAUAUCACGUGCAAAACGAAACCGCCGAAGAAGUGA
Messenger RNA from Bathycoccus prasinos, 465 nucleotides. RefSeq lists its product with no specific name. Gene Ontology annotation, molecular function: 2 iron, 2 sulfur cluster binding. Gene Ontology annotation, cellular component: mitochondrion. Gene Ontology annotation, biological process: P450-containing electron transport chain. The coding region runs from base 1 to 465 and encodes 154 amino acids. The transcript has a single exon. NCBI's taxonomy places the organism in Eukaryota, Viridiplantae, Chlorophyta, Mamiellophyceae, Mamiellales, Bathycoccaceae. The record is from RefSeq and is a predicted model, not a curated record.